Messenger RNA from Tribolium castaneum (red flour beetle), 8566 nucleotides. It is a transcript of the gene Piezo, whose product is annotated as piezo. NCBI's taxonomy places the organism in Eukaryota, Metazoa, Arthropoda, Insecta, Coleoptera, Tenebrionidae. Bases 168 to 7895 code for a protein of 2575 amino acids. Gene Ontology annotation, molecular function: monoatomic cation channel activity; mechanosensitive monoatomic ion channel activity. Gene Ontology annotation, biological process: cellular response to mechanical stimulus; regulation of membrane potential; detection of mechanical stimulus. The transcript is spliced from 28 exons. Gene Ontology annotation, cellular component: plasma membrane. The record is from RefSeq and is a predicted model, not a curated record.
GUCAGUUGUUCGCAUCCUGAGGUGUCCCGACGUAUUUUCAAAAUUCCGUCACGUCUCAAAAUAAAAAUCCAAAACAAUGUGAAACCGUGUCAAAGGCCGUUGCGUUGGUUUUCGACAUGCUUAUAUUUUUUGACACCGAAAUUCCGCCAAAAAAGAUUUAGUUGACGAUGGCCAAUUUUUUCUUGUGCUUGUUCAUCUUUAGGAUAGUGUUGCCGAUCGUUCUGGGGGCAUGUAUCAUUUUCCGGCCGUCUCUACUUUCCGCCAUUUACCUCCUUUUCCUCCUCUUUCUCCCAUGUAUCCCUAUACCGACGGCCAGCUCCAUGGCCGGUUCCACCGGCAUCUACAUCAAGCUCCUCAUCGCCACAUCCAUCCUGACCUUUGUAGCCCAACUGGCUUUCCAGAUUGUCCUUCUGGCUAUGCCUCCAUACGGCCAUAUCCUCGAAAAAUGCGAACUCUUAGAGCAAAUUCUACGACACGUGGGUCUUGUCCGGCUCGAUGCCAUGAACCCCAUCGCUGUGGUCACCUGGAUUUCGCCUGAAAUCGUCAUGGUGGUCAUAUCCGUCGGGACCUACGUCAUCUGUAAGAAACUCCUCGAGAAACGGACCGUUGAAGUGGUCGAAAACGAGGAGAAUCUUCCACAGAAGGCGAAAGCCAACAGAAAACAAUUCAAUCUUUUCGUCGCUGUUGGCAAAUAUGCCGUUUUAGUGGCGCUGUGUGUGGCUGCAGUGCUCCGACCCUCUGUACCUGGAGGGUUGUAUUUCUUGGUGUUUUUGUGUGCCGCCACGUGGUGGUCGUGUUGUAAGGAGCUCGGCAAGGGCUUUGCCAUUGUGAUGAGGUGUGUCAUGGCCGUGGUGGUAGUCCACAUGGGCGCUCUCUACACGUAUCAGUUCCAAUGGCCACAGGAGUACCUCGACAAGAACAGUACCUAUGCGCGGUAUUUCGGCUUGACUCCGAUUUUUUGGUCCAAUUGCACCGACGAUCCCAGAACCUUCAACUGGGAGCAAGAGGAAUGGGCGACUUAUGCCAACCCCAUCGCCCUUUUCCUCCUCUACUACGUGCUAGCACUAGAAUCCAAGUUCUUGCUUAAGCCCCAGUCGCAAAAGAAGCAGGGGAAAUUUUUACGUCUCGAAGGGAGUUUUACGAAGCCGCUGAAUCGGCAGCUUUCUAACAAACAACUAAUGCGCAGAGCCACGACGAGAAACAAGUGGCAAAGUGCUACUCGCAAAGUCCGAAUUCCCCGGACCGAAUAUGCCAUUAGUGAGCACACACCCUUAAUCGGGGGAGUGAGUCCAUCACGACGUUACGGCUCUGGUAAAAAACCACCCGUUUAUCAAGACUCGACGGGAAGUUUCACCAUAACUGGCGAGAACCCAGAAGACAUCCCAAUGGAUGAACUCGGUAAGGGUGCUGCAGAAGAGGAAUACAAGCCAACCAUCAUCGAGAAUGUCAUGUAUGGCCUAGAGUCGAUCCUCCAGGUCAUCAUCAAAUCCUCAUACAUCGUCACAAACAUCAUCAUGAUGGCGUGGAGUAUAACCUACAUCAGCUGGAUCACUUUCGUUCUUCUCAUCUGGGCCAAUCUUUUGUGGCUUGUUCCUAACCAAAGGAAAUCAAUGCUUCGGUCUAGUCCCUUCCUGGUGGCCUACGCGUGGUUCCUCCUCAUUUCGGCAUACAUUUACUCGAUGAAUCUUACCGAAAGCGAGUUACCAACUACCAUCGAAGGCAUAGAUUUGUCCGAAAUCGGCUUCCAGAAGGUGGAGGUUCUCCCGUGCAACCCUCUUCUAGUUAAAUGUCUCUUCACGGCGAUGUUUUGGAUCACUCUGAGACAAUUCGUAAGAGAACGAAUCGAAGAACGCCAAACUACAGCACUUGCCGACAUGGCUGCGCCCCUCCAAGUGACUGUAGGAGCGGCAGCUGGGGUUGAAAACGAACAAGACCCUGGCAGUAAACUAAUGGAGAAAAUCGGGCAAUAUUUGAGGAAAAUUUUGACGAAAUUUUGGAUUUGGGUGGUGGCGAUCACGCUUUUCGCCGUGGCCAUAACCGGGGAGAGGAUGACAGCGUUUAGGAUUUUCUACAUGGCGUUGUUCCUGUUUUUCAUCCUCACGUUCCAAAUCUCGUUUAGAGCUUGGAGGAAGAUGAUGUUCGGGUUCUGGUUAACUGUCAUAGUCUUUUCCAUGGCAAUACUAGUCAUGGUCUACACUUACCAAUUCAAGAACUUUGAUAUCUACUGGCGGGAUUACCUACACGUGCCUAUUCAACGCCAAUUGGAUAUCGGCCUGGAAAAAUUCGAGACGAAACAGUUGUUCGUCCGAUUGGUCACUCCCACAUUUUUUGUCAUAAUCACUGUAAUCCAACUGCACUACUUCCAUAAAGAGUUUAUGGAACUGUCUGAUCCGAAAAAUACCAGCGUUAUUGGAGUAGACCUAGAUCAGAGUAGCCUCCAAGGGGGCGCCCCUACUAGUGAUAAAGACGAAACGUCUUCAUCCAUCAAGAUGGACCUGACCGACACAGAUUCAUCGCAAACUCGGUGGCAACGCCUCGUUAAGUAUUUCCACCACACCAGUAACCUAAUUUUCCUAUUCCUGGAGUUACACAUGCCCAAAUUCGUCGUUUUGUUUUUAAUGCUUGUUUGCAUUUACGACAAAUGCGCCUUGUACUUCAUCCUAGUCCUUCUCCUAGUACUUGCGUGUGCUUUCGGACGUCCCAUGCAAAUUUUUGCGAUUUAUACGAGUUCUGUUUUCGUCUCUGUGAUGUUACUAGCGCGAAUGAUUUACCAAACCGAUUAUAUAAAUCCCGGUAAUUGGAACGUAACCUGUGAGAUGCAAAACAAUUCAAAAAUUGCGAAUAACGCAAAAUGGUUGGGUUUUUACAAAACGAGCAAAGAUGCAAGUCUACCGCACUUGGUCAAGUGGAACAUCAUGUAUAUCCUUGUGGUGACCCUAUGGGCUGUUAUUUUGGUCCGGCAGUUUAAUUAUAGGGUUUCGAGGGGGAAACCGACCACAAGGGCUUUUUUCAUGUUUCCCAAAAUCACGCGAUGGGACGCUGAUAAAAGUACAAGCAACUGUAUCAAGUAUUUAUUCAACUAUGGUUUCUUCAAGUUCGGAGUAGAAAUUUGUUUGAUGGCUACAGUGGCCGUCAUUGGCUUCAGGAUGGACAUGUAUUCCAUCAUCUAUAGUGUUUGGCUGUGUGUUAUGUUUAUUGCAAAACGGGACACACUUGCCAAAAUUUGGACUUUCUACAUGAUGUUUAUUGCCUUACUUCUCCCAAUUCAAUACGUAAUGACAGUAGGAUUACCUCCAACACUGUGUAUACUUUUUCCAUGGGACCAAGACUAUUGGGACAAAAGUGAAGUAAAAAAUGCUGCAAUUUUCCGAAGACUUCAGGAGUUCUCCUACUUAUUGGACACAGAGUAUCCCCCUUCUCCCAAGAAACUUAUUUGUGAUUUUAUUCUUCUCCUUUUGGUGUCUCGUCAAGCUGUGAUCUUCCGUAUCGAGAAAAGAUGGGCAGGGCGGGAAUACCCAGGCGGUUCUAACGAUAUUAUAAUCCAUCACGCGGAAGAAAAAGGGUUUGUUAACCCAACCCCGGACUACAUAUCGAGUGUCAGAUCAUAUUUGGACGUUAUCAAGAAAGGGGUCUACUCCAGUUUCCUCUGGAUAACCCUAGCUAUAGUCUUUCUAGCCGGCACUAACCGGGUUAAUGUUUUCUCAAUCGGUUACUUGAUCGGUGCUUUUGUGUUUUUGUGGCAAGGUACCGACUUGUAUCUCCGACCUAUCCCGACAAUCAUCAAGUCAUGGGACCUUUUUUUGGGAUACAACGUUUUCGUAAUUUUGUGCAAAACCGCCUUACAAAUAGUCGGUUGUAUUUUCAUACAAGACAUCCCAAACUAUGCCUGUUGGCUUAUCCAGCUGUUUGGUAUCGGUUGCGUGAAAAAAUUCGGCGAUCUUACCGUACAAGCCGGUCUCGCCGACGAACUCGUUUGCAAAGUACCGAGAGAAUACGUCGGACUUGUAUGGGACGGGUUAUGUUUCGGUUUUAUGAUAAUGCAGCGACGCAUUUUCACCAGUUAUAACUUCUUCCACCUUAUUAACGAGAUCAAAGCGGGCUCUAUUCUGGCUUCGCGAGGCGCCGAGCUGAUCGAGGAGCUCCGUCUGAAACGCAUGACCGAACAGGAGGAGCAAGAACGUCGCGUUCUAGAAAAAAUCAAAGCCAAGAUGGACCGCAUCAAAGCCAACCAGCAGAAAAUCCAAGGAUCGAGUUACAAAGACAGUGAAAACCACUACGUGGAUACGAUAUUUAAGGGUAGGCCUAAGCGGAGAACGAGGGAGCCCAAGUCGUACAAGCAGGCUGUGCGGUCCGGCGACUACUACAUGUUCGAUGAUUUAGAUGACGAAGAUGAGUUAGAUUUUAUGGACAUACCGAAAGAUGAUGAGGAAGAGGCGAAGGGACGCGGACAGACUGUUAGUGAGCUUCUAAGUACUGCCAUGAAGACUGACAUCAGUACGAGUGUGAAACGGUCCGAGACUGAUUUUCGUCGAAGAGGAAGUAUGCCUCUACCGACAAGACAGAAAUCGAUAAUAUCGACCCGGUCACAACUAUCAGCACCCUAUUCUGCUCCUCCUAUAAUUGAGGAGCCGGGACCUAGAACCGUCACUAUUAUCGAUGAGCGGGGAAAAGACGAGCCAAAGCCAGGCACUAGUAAAGAUGAUGACGAGUCCACUGUCAUAAGUGAGCAAAAACCAACAGUCCGGGAAAAAGUCUCGGUCGGGUUGUUAUUCGUCUGGGCUUUCAUCCAGAGCUCAAUGAUCAGUCUCACCAACUUCCUCAAUAAAUACUCGAGGGAUUACCGCUACGUAAUCCGUGUUUUGGCCAAGGAGAAAAAGUUUUUGAAGGAACACACGGACUACAACGUUGGUUUGCGUCUCGGCUCGGGUCAGUUGUGGCAACCAGCAGCGUCGUACAACAGUCUUCUUGGCCAGUCACACGAGGAUUCGGUGCUACCGACUCCGUCUUGCGGCACAUUCAGUCCUUCCGAUUCGUACAGACUCGUCUCGAAUAGCGACAGGCCAUCUUUGGAUCGCCGGGACUACGACGAGAAACCGCCAGUCAGCGACGAGAGCGACCAAAAAGCCAUGGCUACCUUACCCUACACGUCCGAUCAGGACAGGCGCAAGGCGAGUGUUCUCACGGUCCCCGAAAUUCGCAUUCUGGCCCCAAGUCUGGAACGUGGAUUAGACUCGCCUUCAACACCAAGCAGGGAGGGGUCGCGGAUCGAUAUGGAGGAGUACGAAGGCACGGAGAUGUCCUCGUACGACCAGCCGCCCAUAAUAAGGCUUUUACUCGCGAUCUGGUACAUCAUAAUGAGCCGAUCCGAAAACGUCUGCUACUUUAUCAUAUUUUUGAACCAAAUCAAAUCGGCGACUUUCCUGUCGUUGCCGUUGCCUCUCAUGGUGUUCCUCUGGGGUACUUUGACCAUUCCGAGGCCGGACAAGACUUUCUGGGUUACCAUUAUCGCAUAUACUGAGGUAAUAGUACUGAUCAAAUGCAUGUUCCAAUUCGAUAUAAUACCCUGGAACAUGAGUCAAGGGAUCACAAACAACCCAUUCUACCCUCCAAGAAUAAUCGGAAUUGAGCGAAACUCCAAUUUUGCCGUUUGGGACCUUUUGCUUCUCUUGGUCGUAUUUUUCCACAGAUUUAUGUUAAAAUCGAUGGGUUUGUGGAAAAGUUCCCCAGUCCCGGCUGUCCUUCUGACCGAAGGCGACUACAAAGUGAACUCCGAGGGUAAACUCGAACCGGUUCAAAGUGAGAUGCAAAUCACGCGCCGCAGCUCCAAGCACAGUGACAAGACUCUUUCGAGUAAAAGUUCGGUCCCUGAAGACAGUGACCUCGAACGGCUCGUGGAGGAGUCGGAUCAAAACGAAGAUGAUAUGAGAAGGGCCAGUAUAACCAAGCAGGAUUUACAGGAUAAGAUUUUGAGUGUGGAGUGUCAACGGGUCGAUCCUAUGGCACACUUGCCCCAGUCGUUAAAACUAGCGUUCUUGAAAUACGGGGAAAGUAUCAGACUGUUUUUCAAGCAGUUGCGCGACCCCACGUCCAGGGUGGCUGCUGAUGUGUAUUCGUACAUGUUUCUGUGCGAUUUUUACAAUUUUUUCGUUAUUUUGAUCGGGUAUAGUUCGUUCGGGACGCAGCAAGGGGAUGGAGGAGUGUCUUCGUAUCUGGAAGACGACAGAGUCCCCGUCUUGUUCCUCCUGAUGCUUAUUUUACAGUUCACGUUGAUUAUAGUGGACCGAGGGAUAUUUUUAAGGAAGAAUAUUUUAGCUAAGAUUAUAUUCCAGUUUAUCCAAGUUUUUGUCUUGCACAUUUGGUUGUUUAUCGUUUUUCCCAUAAUCACGGAACGGGGCUUCAAUUCAGUGUUAGCCCCUCAAAUGUAUUACAUGGUCAAGUGUUUCUACUUGCUGUUAUCAGCAUAUCAGAUCAGAUGUGGCUACCCGACCCGAAUUUUGGGCAACUUCCUGUGUAAAGGCUACAAUUAUGUCAAUAUGUUCCUAUUUAAGGGUUUCAUGGCGAUUCCCUUUCUAUUCGAAUUGAGGACCGUGAUGGACUGGAUGUGGACCGACACCUCAAUGACUGUCUUUGACUGGAUCAAAAUGGAGGACAUAUUUUCACACAUUUUCCAAAUCAAAUGCACACGACACGUUGAAAGCGAGUAUCCCCAACCACGAGGCGAGCGCAAACCCCCCGUCAUCAAAUACCUGAUGGGGGGAGCAAUCCUCGCCCUAAUUAUCGCCAUAAUUUGGUUCCCUCUCGUCUUCUUCUCACUGGGAAACGCCGUGGGCAAGCCCAACCCUCCCUACGACGUAACCCUCGAAAUCCGUAUAGGGCCCUACGAGCCGGUUUACCAGAUGUCGGCCCAAAGCAACUCGAUUCAUCAAUUUACCGAAAGCAAUCUCGCUCAACUGCAACAGGCCUACAUCCAGCAAAAGACCGCGGCAACCUUCAUUUCGAAUUACGAAGGACCCGAUAUUGCCGCCGUUAAGCUUAGCUUAGACUCGGCAAACAUCUGGAGCAUCUCACCGCCGGAUCGUGAACGAAUGGUGGCGGAAGUUAGUUCCAACGAUUCGUUGAAAAUUAGACUCGAAUAUAAGGUUUCGCACAAGACCAGUAAACCGGAAGAUUCCGGCGUGAUUCCCGACAAUGUCGAGAUCCAAGUUCCGGCGGCAAUCAACGGGAAACCGAACGUCAUGAGGCAGAAUCUUUUACAAAUGCUGAAGGGUAAUAAGAGUGCAAGUCCGAUGAUUCUCGAAGAUAUACUCCCCAAAUUUUUGAAAGUUACCAACCGGGGGACGGCGAAGUCCAUCUCGCAGUUAAUGUUUUUGAAUAACGAGGAUGCAGAAAGUCCAAACCCUGUCGGGAAGGCGUUCAGGACUAUAAGUUUAAGCUUGGAUAGUAGCAACGACUCCGUUACGGAGUGGUGGCAGAUUAAGGAAAAUUGUACUGAUCUUAAUUACAAAAUGUUCCUCAAAAAGCUACCGAUGGCCGACUGCAACUCCAUCAUUGUGUAUACUUUCAACGAUAAAAUUUUUCCCAGUACUUUGAGCGUUCUAACUGGGGGAGGCAUAAUCGGCCUUUACUCAACUCUAGUUUUCGUUGCUUUCCGCUUCUUCCGCGGUUUCUUCGCCGAGCAGUGCUUCAAAAUCAUGUUUGAAGACAUGCCGAACAUAGACCGAGUGUUGCAACUCUGCCUCGACAUCUACCUAGUCCGUGAAGCCGGCGAAUUCGCUCUAGAGGAAGACCUCUUUGCGAAACUAGUGUUCCUCUUCCGGUCGCCGGAAACCAUGAUUAAGUGGACGCGACCUAAGGAAGAGCUCGCCGACGACGAGGACCCCGAAGGGGACGCCUAAGUCCCACGACACCGAUCGGAAACUCAGGAAACUUUAGCUUGUAGUGGCUUCGUAGCUUCGUAUUUAAGUUACUUCAAUGACUUAAUCAAUGACCAUGUUUAGGAUUUUCGGGUUGUAUGCUUUGUACUUUGUCACGUUUGUCCGCGUGAUGAGGAUUCUGAUCAUCGGGAGAGUCACGGAGAGGAUCUGGCUGGAGGACAUGCCGAAUCCCAACCGGAUUUACAACUUGCUCCAAGAUAUUUACAUCGUGAGGGCGUUUCGCGAGUACAGGAUGGAAGAGGACUUGUUCGCGAAGUUGGUCUUCUUGAUGCGGUCGCGAGAGCUGGUGAUUAAGUUCACACGGGAGCCCGAGAACACGUACAGUCCGGAAAUCAUCUGGGUCAAACAACAAAGAACUGCCAAAUAAGUUAAGUUUUUAAGGUUAGCCUAGUUCAGUCGAUUCUUCCAUUUUUCGAAUAAGUCAAGCUUUUAGGUCGUACGGUUUUGUAAAUUUGUGCAGGUGUAAAUGUUUCUAAGUUAUUUAAUCGUUGUUAUAUUUAUUGUGAUUUAUGGUACACAUCACUCUAGUACUGAUACAACUCUAUUUUGUUUGGAUGUUUUUAUAUUUUAAAACUUUUUAUAAAACAUUGUGCACAAGUGUAUUUAAUUUUUAAUAAACUAUUUUAAAUUUU